UUUUCCGACAGGUUGCAAUGUUUGUGCAGCCGCGCCGCGUCGGCACCGACUUUAGCGGCUACGCGGUGGAGUUCAGUCCGUUCCAUGAACACUGGGUGGCUGUGGGCACGGCGCAAUAUUUUGGCAUCAUUGGGAAUGGCCAAGCAGUGGCGAUGGAGCUGAUGCCGGACGGGUCCCUUGCCACGAUGCGGUCCUUUGACACUCAAGACGGUGUGUAUGACAUUGCAUGGAGCGAGAUGCACCCAAAUCAACUUGUUGCGGGGUGCGCGAACGGCCAUCUCAAGCUGUUCGACGUGACAACGCGCGACAGCUUUCCCAUUCAGAGCUUCGCCGAGCAUACGCAGGAAGUGAGCGGUGUGAAUUGGAACCUCGUGGACCGGCAAACGUUCGUAUCGGCGUCAUGGGACCAUUCGAUCAAAGUGUGGCAUCCGCACCAUCCCACGUCAUUGCAAACCCUGCAUGGGCAUACUGGACCAGUCUACAAUGCAGUGUGGUCGACGCGAGAAGCGUCGCACGUGGCGUCGUGCUCUGGCGAUGGGUCCGUGCGAGUCUGGGACCUCAAGGUUCCUGGCCAAGCGGUGUGCCACAUCGCCGCGCAUGCCCACGACGUGCUGGCGUUGGACUGGAACAAGUACAGCCCGUACGAGGUCGUGUCGGGGUCCGCCGACGCGUCGCUGAAAGUUUGGGUCGGUCAUGACGUGGCACAUCCAUCGAUCGAUCACUCUGUGUCCACAGGACAUUCGAAACGUAUCGGCGGAGGUGCGCCACCUGCGAGGCCAUCAAUACGCUGUCCGCCGCAUCAAAUGCUCGCCACACGAUCGGCACGUUGUCGGAUCAGCGUCGCUCGAUAUGUCGGUGCGCCUAUGGAACACCCAAGCCGUCCAUCCCCACAUGCAAUGCGCCACCCACCACACAGAAUUUGUCCUCGGCCUCGACUUUAGCCUGUUUGCACCUGGGCUCGUCGCGUCCUGCUCGUGGGACCGCUCCAUCGUGAUGUGGAACCACAGGGGGGGGCCGCCGCCGCGGGCCGUCUAGUCGAGCGAGUACACCAUGCAAUGCACCUCUGACGUUCACGUCCUC
Molecule: messenger RNA, 1080 nt
Organism: Aphanomyces invadans
Lineage: Eukaryota; Oomycota; Saprolegniomycetes; Saprolegniales; Verrucalvaceae
Exons: 6
Coding region: 18-941 (307 amino acids)
Biological process (GO): protein import into peroxisome matrix
Cellular component (GO): peroxisomal matrix; cytosol
Molecular function (GO): protein binding
Source: RefSeq, a predicted model, not a curated record